Messenger RNA from Hordeum vulgare subsp. vulgare (domesticated barley), 1424 nucleotides. RefSeq lists its product as uncharacterized. The record is from RefSeq and is a predicted model, not a curated record. The coding region runs from base 1 to 753 and encodes 250 amino acids. NCBI's taxonomy places the organism in Eukaryota, Viridiplantae, Streptophyta, Magnoliopsida, Poales, Poaceae. The transcript is spliced from 5 exons.
AUGGGGAGGGCGGCGGCGCGCGGAUCUCGACGGGGAAUAGCUGCAGAGGUUGCAGCUCUGGCCGAGCUAGGCCAUGGGGAGGGCGGCGGCUUGCGGAUCUCGGCGGGCGACGGGCGACGCGACGGCUGGGCGCGGGGGCUUCGUCCCUCGGGCUUCGAUCUGAUUACAGACGAGGAGAUCUUCGAGGACUACGAGGCGUCCGUGCCCUUCUACGGCGAUCUAGGGUUUUGCCCCGUCCCCUCCGCCUCCGCCGACGCCGGCGAUGCGGGGCCGCCGCGAUGGACGCGCUGUCCCUCAUCGACGUCUCCAGCGAGGAGGACGACUUCCUCCUGGACCUGGCCUCGCCGCCGCAGCACCCCGACCCGCCGCCGCCGCCCCGCCCCGCUCCAGCGGCUUCGGCGGUGGCCGCCGAUUCGGAGCAGCCCGCCGCCGGAUCUCCUCCUCCUCCUCCGGCGGGGCAGGCCAUGGACCCCGCGGAGCAGGCCCCAGAGCGGGCGCAGUCCCCGAAGAAGGCCGAGCCCAAGGGCGGCGUCAACCUCCGCAAGAGCCUCGCCUGGGACAAGGCCUUCUUCACCAGCGAAGGCUGGUCUGAGCAGGCGUUCUGGAUACCGAGGAAUUGGGCAUUGUGAACAGCACUUUCCGCAAGUCGCAUGGUUCAAGGCUACUGCGAGGAAUAGCAGAGGAACUGAGGAGGUCAACCGAGUCCACUACCUCAACGCUGGACAGCGAAAGCUUUGUGCUGGAAAUCCUUAAGACAGAGCUGUUUGACAAUGUCCGUGCUUCGAUUCAGAGAACACUUGGAAAACCUGAUAAAGCUCCAGGCGUGGCUUUUGCUAGCUCAAAGACCCCUAGGGCAACAGCAAAGGCACCUCCUGUCACAGUACUUGUUAAUGCUGCCUCAGAUAAGGUCUCCUGCUUCAACAAGCAAUGGGUCCGUUGGUGGUAGCAAGCAAAGGCCCCAUGUCACCCUGAAAGAGCCUGCAGCUGGAAGAGUGGUAUGUUACAUGCUUGUAAUUCCAGAAUAUCCAUGAACUUUCUGUAGUUUAGCUGUCUACCCCUAACUAGAGGUUUAGGAUUUGUGGGAUGCUUGCUACAUUCACGAGGAUGCUAUAAUUGUAGUGAACCAUUUCUUGCAUUUACCGAUAAUUAGCUUACUUGUGAAACCUUAUUGCGAAACUGCACAGAACUAAUUAAAAAAGCUCCAGUUAGAUAAUUUUGUUAUCUUUUAGGGGGAACAAAGCUGGCCACUUGCUUGUAUAAGGGCAACGGAACGGCAGGUGGGAAUUGACUGUUUAGUCGGUGCUACUGGCAUUGCUUGGUGGAAGGGCAUAUGUAAAAAAAUGUUUUCGCUUCUCCAACGUAUGGCGGAGGGCAUUUUGUAGAUAAGAUAUACCAGUAGCAAGUAAUUUGUGUUGUAGUCUUAA